AUGGUUGUAUUCGAAAUAACUGUCCUUGGGGCCAAUGGAGGACCUACUGAAUACGGAACACAGUGCUUUAUACUCAAACCUGCUAGAACGGAAGAUCCAGAAUUAAUAGCCAUAGAUGGCGGCUCUGGGAUGCAUCAAUUACGAGAAAUGUUAGUACAAGGGCAGCAUGACAAUGAAAGUUAUGACGAAUUCGUUCCAAGUUUUUACGAACAUGACCGAGAACCUAUAGAAUUUUUUAUCCACCCUAAACUGAGCAUACAAAAGGGCCUAUCCAAAUCUUUGAUACAAUCUUUAAAGAGGCAGGAGGGUCAUUUUGAAAGUGCUAAUAUAACAAAGCAAACCUUUAAGGUAUUUCAGGGAAUUACAGACUACUAUAUUACCCAUCCUCACUUGGAUCAUAUCAGUGGACUAGUUGUAAACUCUCCUUCAAUAUACGAGCAAGAAAACACUAAAAAGAAAACUAUCUGGGGUUUAUCACACACAAUUGAAGCCUUGCAAAAACAUGUCUUUAAUGAUUUAAUAUGGCCAGAUUUGACAGCUGAACGCUCGGAAAAAUUGAAGCUAAAAUUUUUGAACUCCAGGGAAGUCCAGAAGUGCACCAUCUUUCCCUGGGAUGUGAUACCGUUCAAGGUUCACCACGGGGUAGGCGUCAGAACCGGCACGCCAGUAUACAGCACCUUUUAUAUUUUCAGAGACAGGAAAAGUAAAGACUGUGUAAUAGUUUGCGGAGACGUUGAACAGGACCGCAGGGAAUGUGGAGAAUCUUUAUUAGAGGAGUUCUGGUCCUACGUUGCUGAGAAUAUACCACUUGCACAUCUCAAGGGUAUAUUAGUCGAGUGUUCUUGCCCGCUGUCUUCUAAACCUGAACAGUUAUAUGGGCAUUUAUCACCAAUAUAUUUAAUCGACGAAUUAUCCAGUUUAAACACUUUAUACAAUAGCAGUAAAGGAUUAAGUGGUUUGAAUGUUAUAGUAACUCACGUGAAGGCAACCCCUGCUAAAAGAGACCCAAGGCUAACCAUACUUGAAGAGUUACGAUUUUUGGCUGAAGAGAGAAACCUAGGAGAUUUGAGGAUAUCUAUUGCACUAGAAGGUUACACUUUGUUUCUAUAA
Molecule: messenger RNA, 1110 nt
Organism: Saccharomyces mikatae IFO 1815
Lineage: Eukaryota; Fungi; Ascomycota; Saccharomycetes; Saccharomycetales; Saccharomycetaceae
Gene: PDE1
Product: 3',5'-cyclic-nucleotide phosphodiesterase PDE1
Exons: 1
Coding region: 1-1110 (369 amino acids)
Biological process (GO): negative regulation of glucose mediated signaling pathway; cAMP catabolic process; cGMP catabolic process
Molecular function (GO): 3',5'-cyclic-GMP phosphodiesterase activity; 3',5'-cyclic-AMP phosphodiesterase activity
Source: RefSeq, a predicted model, not a curated record